Messenger RNA from Rhodotorula toruloides NP11, 903 nucleotides. Its product is annotated as zinc finger, RING-type protein. Bases 1 to 903 code for a protein of 300 amino acids. NCBI's taxonomy places the organism in Eukaryota, Fungi, Basidiomycota, Microbotryomycetes, Sporidiobolales, Sporidiobolaceae. The record is from RefSeq and is a predicted model, not a curated record. The transcript has 4 exons.
AUGGGUCUCGGCGUCGAGCGUUUCACCACUCAGCUUCCCGAACACCUCCACUGCUUCGUCUGUCUCGAUGUCUCCUACCCUCCCGUCAUCGUCUGCGCUCUCGAGCACCAGAUGUGCGAGAGCUGCGCGACCGAGUUGCGCAAGUCCUCGAGCAAAGGCAAGUGUCCCAUGUGCGCGCAGACGAUGCUUGAUCCGGUGCGGACGUCGGGGGUGCUCAAGCGCGCGAUUGAGGACUACGAAGUCACCUGCCGCUACACCGGCUGCAAGUGGGUCGGCUGCCUUCUCGACGAACCGACGCACGCAAAAUCGUGCGACUUCCGAGAGAUCCCGUGCGCGUUGUGCAAGACGCCCUACCAGCACUCACGCAGCGUCCAACACAUGUUGGUCUGCCCUGAAGAGGUCGUCCUGUGUCCGCAAGGUGGGAAACGGUGUGCGCGGAAGAAGCGUUGCGAGUUGGAGAAGCACCUCAGCGACUUUUGCGGGCAGUGGCAGUGCCGCGUCGUCCAGGGCUGCGACACCCGAACCAGCCUUGCGAACCUUCCCGCUCACGAGAAGACCUGCGCCGACGCUGCCGCCCGGAUUGCCAAGCUCGAAGAAGCCCUCUCGGGACGUAACGAGACCCUCGCAACCAUCCUCACCGAACUUCGCGCCAAGCUCGACUCGCUCGACCCGACGAGACACGCCUCUCCACCCAGGUUCGACUGGCCAGCGGGUCAACCCGCCGAGCGUACCGUCUCGACGUGCACCCUCGUCAAGCAGCUACUCACUCGGGCGACCAAGCGGCGUCACAGGCGUGCGACACUCGCUGCGACGGCACUUCUCGCCAAACCGCUUCCUUCGCCCCACGUCGCCGUCCUCCAGGAGUCUGCGCCAGCCUCUCCGCCCGCUCCAGCGCUAGCGUAG